UUCCCAUCAUGCUUUGUACUGAAGAAAGAGGAAGUGUUGCUCAAAUGUGCGCUUAUUCAAAACUUCCAAACAAACCAUGAACCUGCGAAUUAAUUUUUCACUGGCUUAAUACUUCAGAACACUUUAGCGUUGAUUAGGCUGUUUGCUGAAGGAAUAAUAAUGGAGAAAAAUGACAGUUGCUCCGAGGAUGGAGACAGUUGUGGAUCCUCCGCUGCAGGCUCUCCAGAGAUGGACCGCAACCCGUCGCCUCCACCGGUGGAAGAUGAAGCUGAGGCUGGUGAAGAGGCGGAUGCCAUCGGGGAAACGGUAUACAGCAAACACUGGCUCUUCAGCACCCUGACCCACCUUAUUCAGAUGAUGACAGAUGAAAAAUGUGGACAGAGUGAUGCUUCCGUGGAGUUGACAGAUGAGCUGGAAGAGGACCUGUGUAAAGUGUGGGACAUGGCUAUGGAUAAGGAUGUGUCCAUUUUUCUUCAAGAGUUCAAGGCUCCAGACAUCUUACUGGGUGUUAUUGCAAAGUCACACAACCCAAGGCUCACUGAAAUCUGUGUUGGAAUUCUGGGUAAUAUGGCCUGUUUCCAUGACGCGUGUGUAUCUCUUAGCCAGAACUCUGACCUAGGUGCUGUGUUACUUUUGCUGCUUGGGGACAAUGAUCCACCUACACUCUUAGAAACCAGCAGGCUCCUGCUAACCUGCGUCUCUCAGCCCGACGUCGCCCACCUCUGGCUAGAGAGGAUACAGCAGCAACCGGCAGUGUGCAGCAGUCUCUGUUUCAUAAUGAGCAGCUCCACAAAUGUGGAUUUGCUGUUUAAGGUUGGGGAGCUGGUGGAUAAGCUCUUUGAUGAGGAUGAGGAGUUAAUGAAGAGUUGGGUGUCUACACCACCCAGCGAGAGUGACCCAAACAAGGACGCACAGCAGGGUAUCACGUCUUCUCUGCUGGAGGCUGCUACACAGCUUAGGUCAGAGAGUCCAGAGGCUCUUGAAGUGUAUCUUCAUUCCCUCCAGCUUCUUACUACGGUAGAAGAGGGCAUGCAAUCUCUUGUAUCAGAUGGAGCAUGUGGUCAUGCGGUGUGGGCAUUUGUAUGUAAGGUCGUAUGUGAGGAUUUAUGUCAACCGGACGACCCUCCUCUCAUCCUGCAGGAACAAAAAGCUCUUCUGGCUCCAGCGAUCGCCCUGCUGUCUGUGUUACACUCCAGCCUUCAGUCAGAUAUCAGUGUAGAAUUAGUGGUGAGUAUCCUUCGUAUUCUGCAGUUCUAUGUUGAGUACCGUCAGAGCCGAACAGGUGGAAACCCGGAUUCAGAAGAGAGUCAGAAGGACGAGAAGGAGGAAACAGAUGUACAGCUCAAAGCUUUAGUCGAAACUACAGCUGACUUCCUCUCAGUUCUAAUAAUGGACCUAAAUAAGGACAUUUUAUCAUCAUUAGUCAAAGAAGGACAUUUGACAGAAAAGAGCUGUGUUUCUGCGGUUAGCACCCUUUUACCGCAACACAUCUCAGCGGUGCAGCACCUGGUCGGCCUGUUGUCUGAAGUGGAACCUAAACUGGCAGACAUUAUAAAGAAGGACAUUUCCAUUUCGUCCAAAAUGUGAAGCUGAACUAGGCUGAAUACAGUGAACUGAACGGUUCUCAUUGAAUUUGUUCACCACCUUAAACCGAAUAGGCUUCGACAUUCUUUUCAUCUUGUGAACUUUAAAACCGCCAUUUGACUUAACUGUUUCUGGAAAAGAAAAUGUAGUUUUUAUUGUACAUGCUUCUGUUUGUGUUUGUAAACACUGACAUUUCUAUUGCGUAAACUGUUUUGUCAUCUUU
Molecule: messenger RNA, 1807 nt
Organism: Myxocyprinus asiaticus (Chinese sucker)
Lineage: Eukaryota; Metazoa; Chordata; Actinopteri; Cypriniformes; Catostomidae
Product: protein saal1-like
Exons: 13
Coding region: 160-1587 (475 amino acids)
Source: RefSeq, a predicted model, not a curated record